This is a messenger RNA of Ahaetulla prasina, 2243 nucleotides long. It is a transcript of the gene TM2D2, whose product is annotated as TM2 domain containing 2. The record is from RefSeq and is a predicted model, not a curated record. Lineage: Eukaryota; Metazoa; Chordata; Lepidosauria; Squamata; Colubridae. Bases 50 to 703 code for a protein of 217 amino acids. The transcript has 4 exons.
UCCUAAGCGGCCGGCCUCGGCCGGAAGUCGGAAGGGCGCCGUCUCCGCUAUGGCGGGCGGUGGGCCGAUUUGUUACGCGCUCCUGUGCGGUCAGGCGGCGCUGUUGCUGGGCAACCUGCUUCUGCUGCAGGGGGUCUCCCGGACCCACCAGCAGAACGCCACCGAGAGCCCCUCCGGCGCCGGCGCUCGAGAGGCAGAAGGGCAGCAGCGGGCCCCUCACGCAACCCCCGCCAGCCUCUGGGAAUACCAAGGCCCGUACGCGCCGCUGAUUCUCUGCGACCACCUACCUGAAGAAUUCAUAGAAUGUGAGGCUCCUGUGGACCAUAACGGAAAUAUAAGCGCCCGGGAUGAAUUAGGUUACGGCUGCCUCAAGUUUGGCGGCCAAGCAUACAGCGACGUCAGCCACACGCGAGUCCUUUGCAGGGCAUUGGAUGGCAUCGAGUGUGCAGGACCGCGGACCUUUCUGCGUGGGAGAAAGCCGUGCAUAAAAUACACUGGACACUACUUCAUUACCACUCUCCUCUACUCCUUUUUCUUGGGCUGCUUUGGAGUGGAUCGCUUCUGCCUGGGCCACACAGGUACAGCUGUGGGGAAGCUCCUGACUCUCGGAGGACUUGGCAUCUGGUGGUUUGUGGACCUGAUUCUUCUAAUCACCGGGGGACUCAUGCCCAGCGAUGGGAGCAACUGGUGCACCAUUUACUGAUUAGCAUUUUGGUUGGACUUCAAUGCCGAAAGGAGAAAGCGAGGGGCAGCCUGGCUUACGUGACCUACCGCUUGAGAGAAGUUCCACGGAGACCAAAGAGACUGGAGGUGGUGUAUUUAUUUUCCCGUGGAACUGGGAUGGGGGUUGAACAGGAACAAAAAAAAUGCCAACCAUGAUUCCUGCGGUAUAUACCUCACUGUUUAAAAGUUGCUCUCCUCCUUAGAGGAAGACUGUACAUUUAUUUAUGAAUCCCAUGCCGUUUUUGAAGUGUCGCGUUUCUCCGCUCCUGUAUUUCAGCUUGUGCCAUGAUAGUUGCUGUAGAUGCGUGCACAGCUCUGGGUUCUUAUUGCUGUGAGUUUAGAAGUUUUCAAUAAUCGGUCCACUUGGCUGGAAUUAGCUGGCAGGAAUUUGCAAGGUUUAAGGUUGUACUAAAAGAUGGCGAGGUUUAUUUACUUUAAACUUUAGGAGAGUGGCACUCCUUUCCCCCUUAGAGGGCAAGCCAAAAGUCCUUAAAUGAAGUCCCUCUUUAUCUCUUUGUGCAUAGAUAAUCUACGACAAUCCUUCUCCGUUCUUAAAUCUCACUUUACAGUAGAGGUAUGGAGAAGCAAGAGCACCUUUCCUUAGGUGCUCAGUUGUAACUUAUUGAAAGUCAACCCUAAGCAUGUGCUUAUUAACUCAAAAAGCAGCAUCCCUGAUGCCUUAAACCAGGGUUGGGGAUCCAUGGCCCUUCUAUGACACAUGGACUUCAACUCAGUGGUGAAAUGCAAAAAAUUUUGCUACUGAUUCUGUGGGCAUGGCUUGGUGGGGUGUCAUGUGACUGGGUGGGUGUGGCUAACUAAUUUUUUUUAACUUUUUAAAGCAUUUUUUACUACCUAUUCACCCAAACCGGUAAUUAAAAAAAAUGCUUUAAAAAAGUAAAAAAAAAAAAAAGUUCCGACAAUCGUGCAGCAGAGCUGUGAUUGUAGGAAGCUUUUGUUUACUUUUUAAAGCAUUUUUUUUACCACUGGUUCAUCCAAACCGGUAGUUUUUAUCACUACCGGUUCUCCCGAACCGGAGCGAACCGGUAGCAUUUCACCCCUCCUUCAACUCCCAGAAUUCCUGAGCUAGCCUGGAAUUCUGGGAGUUGAAGUCCCCAAGUCAUAAAAGGGCCAUGGCUUCCCCCCGCCAAACAGUGACAUAUCUCCCCCCACCUUAAGAGAAAAUCGUCAGAGACAGAUUUUUAAGACAAAUCAGUCAUUCUGAAAACUAAACACAGAAGCUCUUAGUUUCUUAAAUCAAACCUCCACAUUUAGAAUCCACCCAGUUUUGGACCAUGCGAAAAUAAUAGAUAUCGUCAGAAAAACAAUCCAUCUAAUAGCGGUUGCAUGCAACAGGAUGAAGUUCCCCUUUUUUAGUCUGUGACGUUGUAUGGCAGUUUAUAGGAUAAUUUAUCUUUCAAAAGCUGAAAUCAAAAUGUAUUCCUUUUUGCAGUAUAACGAAACGUGAUGGACGGCUGAACUUUCCGGGUGUUGCAUAAUAAGAGUAAAAACUCUCAAAGUGA